AAUUCACGAGAUUGCUUAAACGACCAAAUCUGUAUUAAAGAUACUUGCAGACUAAUGUGCACGUCAAACAAUACGUGUCCCGAAUCUUAUUAUUGUUCAAACAGAAUAUGCAUGAAAGAAAUAGAAUGUUUAAAUAACGAAGAUUGUGCAGACGAUGAACAGUGUACUGAAGAUAAAAAUGGAAAGCCUCAAUGUAUAAAAUUAUGUAAAAAUCAACAAUGUGGAAGAAAUGCUUUUUGUACUGCUGCCUCUCACAAAACAACUUGUUCUUGUAAAGAAGGAUUUUUCGGUGAUGCGGUUCAAGGAUGCAAAAAGAUUGAAUGCAGUACAGAUAAUGACUGUUCUAACGACAAAUUUUGUGAUCAUAAUAUGUGUAAAAUUGCAUGCUUAGCGCGAAAUCAUUGUGGACAAGAUACAAUAUGCUCAUCUGAAAAUCACCAAGCUGUUUGUUACUGCCAACCCGGUUACAUGGGAGAUCCAUUAAUAGGUUGUAAGAAAAUCAAUUACUGUGAAUCAAAUCCAUGUAGCGAUGGAGCAGAGUGUAAAAAUUCAAGAAACGGCGCUCUUUGCUCUUGUCCUGAAGGCACAGUAGGAGAUCCGUAUAAAAAAGGUUGCCAAAAAGGAUCCGAAUGCCGUUUUAAUAGAGAUUGUCCAUCGGUUGCACGCUGCACGAUAAUCGAUGGUAUUAGGAAGUGUACAGAUGCCUGUGAUAACGUGAAAUGUGGAUUAAAUACAGAUUGUGUAGCUGCUAGACACACAGGACAAUGUAAAUGUAAACAAGGAUUUAUUGGCAAUCCGGUUAGUGAAAAAGGUUGCCGACCUCAAGAAAUUACUUGUAAUAAAAAAGAAGAUUGUUCCGAAAACCAAUACUGCCACAAUCAAAUUUGCAAAGGUCUAUGUAUCCAAGAUGAAGAGUGUGCAUCUGCGGAGAAGUGUGUCAAUGGGCAAUGUUUAGAUCUAUGUAAAAUGGAAAAGACUUGUGGCUUAAAUGCAAUUUGUCGUACAGAAAAUCACAUCGUUCAAUGUAGUUGCCCAUACAGAUUUACAGGAAAUCAAGACGUUGAAUGUGUCAGAAUUCCAAGGCUGUGUGGGGGCUCAGGCGAAUGUGAAGAUGAUCAUAUAUGUCAGGACUCCAUGUGUCUACCAAACUGUAAUAAUGACGAAGACUGUGCCCAAAACGAACGAUGUUCUAAAGGAGCUUGUUUAUUAACUUGCCGUGUUGAUAACGAUUGUUUCCUUGGACAUAUAUGUUUAGGAAAUAGUUGCCACUAUGGUUGUCGACACGAUGAUGAUUGCGGACCUGAUGAAUUUUGUAGAAAUAAUUAUUGCCGAAACCCUUGUGCGGAAACUGUUAAUCCCUGUGGACCGAAUGCUCUGUGCACCGUAGUUGAUCGAAAAGCAUCAUGUUCUUGCCUUGACGGCUUGAUUCCCAAUCCAACUCCAAACGUCGGCUGCGUAAGGGCGCCAUCUGCUCCUUGUCAAAUGCACACAGACUGUGCCUCUGGAUGGAGAUGUGAAGAUGAUCGAUGUAGACCUGCUUGUACUCCUGAUGGAACUGACUGCUUACAGGGAGAACGUUGUGAUUUAGGCGUAUGCCGGUUUGCUUGUAACUCUGAUGAGCACUGUUCCGAUGGUGAAAUAUGCGAUGGCAGAUUUUGUAUUACUGGUUGUAAAUACAACUCGCAUUGUUCGAAUGAUAAAGCAUGUAUAUCUGGACAAUGUGUCAAUCCGUGCACACAACCGGCUUCGUGUGGGGCUAAUGCACUCUGUUUAACGAAAGACCAUGAACCAAUCUGCAGUUGUCCAUAUUCUUUAGCGGGUGACCCGAAAGUUGCUUGCCGAAGAGUACCUGUACCUUGUAACAGGGAUAAAACUUGUUCUGAAGGUUUCAAUUGCUAUGGAGAUACAUGUUAUCCAUCCUGUAGAAGUGAUGGUGUUUGCAUGUCUAAUGAAAAAUGUAUACGUGGCAUAUGCAGAGUUGUUUGUAACAGUGAUGAUGUAUGUAAUGAUGGUCAUAUUUGUGAAAAUAGAAUAUGUAAACAGGGAUGUCGCCAUGAUAAUGCUUGCAGUGAUGAUCAUUCCUGUAUUAAUGGACAAUGUAAAGACCCAUGUAAGGAAAGUAAUAGUUGUGGUAUUUGUGCAGAUUGCAAAGUGAUUAACCAUAGAGCUACAUGUAGUUGUUCAAGUAAUUAUACCGGAAAUCCUUUGGUGGAAUGUAAGAGAAAGCAAUUACAAUGUGAUGGGUUCUGCCCAUGUGAUGAUAGUGGAUAUUGCAUAGCUUUAUGUGAUAACAAUUCUGAUUGCGAUUGUGGUGAAAAAUGUUACAACGGUGGUUGUAGGGUCAUGUGCUCUGCUAGAAAUAAAUGCCCGCAAAGGCAAAUCUGCUCUCAAGAGGUAUGCUUACCAGGAUGUAACAAUAACAGAGAUUGUGGAGAAGAUAUGAUAUGCUCUUCAAAACAAUGUGUUCCCGUUUGUCGAGAAAAUUCUUGUGGAAAAAAUGCUGUUUGCAUAUCAACGCGUCACCGCCCUGUAUGCAGUUGUCCAAGUGGAUAUUCCGGUGAUCCUAUUAAGGAAUGUAAAUCCUAUGAAUGUUCUAACAAUGACGACUGUGCUUUAGACGAGGAGUGCAAUUCUGAGGGUAAAUGUAGAAACGUUUGUUUAAAUGCAUGUGGAAUAAAUGCAAUUUGCAGAUCUGUAAACAGAAGCCCACAAUGUUCUUGUCCCCCAAAUUUUAUUGGUAACCCGAAACAUGAAUGUUCUAAACCUACAUCGGGUUCGUGUUCGAGAAAUCCAUGUGGAGUAAAUGCCCGUUGUAGAGAUAUGGAUGAUGGUAAUUAUGAAUGUACUUGCCCUCCUGGAUGUGCAGGCAAUCCUCAACAUCAAUGUUUCUGUGGAACUAUGGCGCCAUGUGCUCACAAAGUGUGUGGUACUAAUGCACAAUGUAGAAUUGGGCAAAAUCGAGAAACCCAAUGCUAUUGUCCCCGGAACUAUCCAAACGGAGAUCCAAAUAUUGAAUGUACUCAAGAACGUAGCGUAGUUGAUUGUCGAACAACUGGUUGUGGUAUUAAUGGCGAAUGUCUAAGGGAAGGUGCUGAGUUUGUUUGUCGUUGUGUUCCAGGCACAGAAGGUCAAGCUGAUAUUGAAUGUCAUACUAGUAUCGAAUGUACGAGCGACAAGGACUGCCCCGUGGACAAGGCAUGCUUGAGUUUACACUGCGUUGACCCGUGCACGGUGCGUGGUGUAUGUGGUGAAGAUGCGCUAUGUGCUUCUGUAUUGCACCGAGCGCAUUGUUCGUGUCCUCAGUGCUACGUGGGAAAUCCGAGACAGUCUUGUCGACUGGAUCCUACUUGCAAACCGUCGACAGAUUUUAAUAACACUUUUACAUGCUCCGAAACAAAACCAUGUCCAUCUAAAUUAGCUUGUGAUCUUGCUUCAAACCUAUGUAAAAAUCCAUGCUUGGAUUAUCAUAACUGCCGAUCAAAUCAAAAGUGUGAAGUUCGCAAUCACCAACCAGUAUGUGUUUGUCGAAAUGGUUUCGCUUUAAACGAAAGAGGAGAAUUAACUUGCGCCCCCGAGCACGCAGAAUGUACAAGGGAUGAACAAUGCCCAUCGAAUGCAGUCUGUAGAGAAACUAAAUGCGUGAAUCCAUGUUUAGCAUCACGAGAACCAAUGUGCCCUAAAGGGAAACAAUGUGAAGUAGUAGAGCAUCGUGUUAUGUGCGUAUGCCUCAAAGAUUGUCAGGCAACGGUAUCUAUUUGUUUAAGAGAUAAUGGAUGUCCUCAAAAUCUAGCCUGCCGAGAUUUCCAAUGUAAAGAUCCAUGCAAAGAUGCAUGUGGUGAUGCUCCUUGUUCAGUUGAAGACCAUCACCCUGUUUGCAAGUUUUGCCCAUAUGGAUUCAUACAUGAUGAAAAACACGGCUGCAUUAAAGCUUUAGGAUGCAGUGCGCAUGAGCAAUGCGCUUCUGGACAAGCUUGUAUUGAGGGUCGCUGUUCUGAUCCGUGUGCUCGGGGCGGCCCAUGUACAACUGGACAUCACUGCGCGGUUGUUGAUCAUCAACCUGUUUGUUCCAAAGUAUGCCAGUGUCAAACUUCAUCUGACUGUGCGAGAUAUCCAAACACGAAAUGUGACGGCUGCAUCUGCAUUCGUGAAGAUAAAGUAUCGACAAAUUGCGCACAUUGCCGACCAGGUGUACCGUGUGAUCCAUUUUCUGGCGCCUGUAUGGAGAAUGCUCGGCCUUUACAUGUCCCACUAACCGAAACGAACGCCGAUACUACAACAAUACAGUACACGAUAUCUGAAUUGAAUACUAAUAAUUACGACUCGACUAUAAUGACAAAUAAUGCAAUGCUAACAGAUAAUGUUAAUACACAAACAACUGAUAGUUUACUAAAUAAAAUGGAGUCAACUAUCAUUCCUUUCCAAAUGAAUUCGAUUGUAACAGAAUCAAAUGUCGAUGUUGAAGAUACUACCUUUUCUUCUACACUAAUAACAGAUAGCUUUACAAUAAGUACGUAUCCUUCAGAUCAAACGCUUGAAACUAAUAGUGAAGAUAUAGAUACAAGCACUCCAAAAGUUAUAAUUAAUAAUGAAAAUAAGAAAGAAGUGACCUCCAUGAAAAUGGAGUCAACAAUUAUUCCUUUGCAAAUGAAUUCGAUCGUAACCGAAUCAAAUGUUGAUGUUGAAGAUAGUACCUUUUCUUCCACACUAGUAACAGAUAGCUUUACAAUUAGUACGUAUCCUUCUGGUCAAACGCUUGAAAGUAAUAGUAAAAAUGUAGAU
This is a messenger RNA of Zerene cesonia (dogface butterfly), 4779 nucleotides long. Its product is annotated as neurogenic locus notch homolog protein 1-like. The transcript is spliced from 13 exons. NCBI's taxonomy places the organism in Eukaryota, Metazoa, Arthropoda, Insecta, Lepidoptera, Pieridae. The annotation marks the transcript as partial. Gene Ontology annotation, molecular function: calcium ion binding. The record is from RefSeq and is a predicted model, not a curated record.